AAUAACAAAAAGGCACAUGAAAAAACACAGGCCUAAAAGAAAAUAAAAAGGCUGCAAGAAAUCUGUAGACGGAGACCAAAGCAGCAAUGGCACUCGCAUCUCAUCUCACUUAUCUAACACCUAUUCCUCUAAAAUCUUCUAGCGCUUUCUCUCCUCUCUGCAAUCUCUCCACUUUAUCUUUGCCACUCAAAACCGGCUCAAGCACGAUCCUUGGCGUCAAUGUCUCAACAAGACGCGGACCCGUCUCGGUUCGAGUCAUGGCUUCUUCCUUUGGGUCCAGGCUCGAAGAGACUGUCAAGAAGACCGUGGCUGAGAACCCAGUCGUUGUUUACUCCAAAACUUGGUGCUCGUAUUCCUCUGAGGUGAAAACUUUGUUCAAGAAGCUCGGUGCGGAGCCAUUGGUUAUUGAAUUAGACGAAAUGGGUCCCCAAGGACCCCAGUUACAGAAGGUACUAGAAAGGCUUACUGGCCAGCACACCGUUCCAAAUGUGUUUAUUGGUGGCCAACAUAUCGGAGGUUGUACAGAUACCUUGAAGCUUUAUCGGAAAGGAGAACUUGAACCGUUGUUGUCGGAAGCUAAGUCUAAGAGCUCACAGGGCUAGAAUCCUUGUCAUAUGUUGCUGUUGUUGAGAAAGCUGUUUCCCUUGCGAAUUUUGAGCUUCUUAAGAAGAUAGGCAACAUGUCUGCUUCUUCAGAAUCUGAACUGCAUUUUUACUUCAUUGACGUGGUUUUACGUUCAACUCCUCUAUAUUGAUCUCUUCUGUUGAAUUAUAUAUUGAACUCUUAACGUUGGUUGCUAUAAUAUUUAAAAACACGUAAAAAUGUACUCUCUAUUGUACUAAACUAAUGAUUUGUAUUCCAUUUUCUGGUCUUAACACUUCAUUCCUUUUUUUACCUGUUAAUGUUUAACUCACUCAUUCCUUUGAGUUUCUUGUUGCAUGUGAAGUUGUGGAACUUUUGUUGGGCAAGUGUAGAAGGGAGAUAAUGAAAAGCUACUUUCAAGUUCCAUGAUUGUCUUUGCCGUUGGAAAUAUCACUUGGGAAUGGCCUUGCCCUGAGAAAAGAAAGAGCUCAGAAAUGGCAUCUCAGAAGAUAGAUUCAAUCAGUUACUUGAAAAAUAUUAUUGAUGUCAAGAAUUGGGGACUGAAUCAAGUUCUAAUACUUUUACAAUUUUAGACCUAAUGUACUGUACAUAAUUAAUGAAAUUAACUCUUUUAUCUUUUAA
Messenger RNA from Hevea brasiliensis (rubber tree), 1224 nucleotides. RefSeq names its product glutaredoxin-C5, chloroplastic. The transcript is spliced from 5 exons. Gene Ontology annotation, molecular function: glutathione disulfide oxidoreductase activity. Gene Ontology annotation, biological process: cellular response to oxidative stress. Bases 87 to 602 code for a protein of 171 amino acids. Gene Ontology annotation, cellular component: cytoplasm. The record is from RefSeq and is a predicted model, not a curated record. Lineage: Eukaryota; Viridiplantae; Streptophyta; Magnoliopsida; Malpighiales; Euphorbiaceae.